Molecule: messenger RNA, 1907 nt
Organism: Ricinus communis (castor bean)
Lineage: Eukaryota; Viridiplantae; Streptophyta; Magnoliopsida; Malpighiales; Euphorbiaceae
Exons: 5
Coding region: 299-1303 (334 amino acids)
Source: RefSeq, a predicted model, not a curated record
UUGCAAGUCAGGUUCUAGACACUUAAGUGCCUGUAACCAACUUUAUCAUUUAUUGCUCACACUUGAAAUAUUUGAAACCAGUAUUUGUUAUACAGUCAAGGCAAAUGCCUUCACAUGAUUAAAGUCCUGAAUGCACUCAUUAAUUUGUGGUAUUCUUGCGCAAAAUUUAAGCUUAAUCGUAGGUUCCAUCCAAGUGAUGUUUUCCUCAAGUAUCUUAGUCAUCCAUAUCUGUUUAUAAUAUUUUAACUUGCACUCAUAACCCUUCUUUGUUUUUUUUUUUUUUUUUUUCCAUUCAUAGAUGGGUGUUUGCCAGAAGUGUGGGGAUAAAGGUGAUAUGAAAUGUCUUGUAUAUUGUGUGAAGUGUCAGGUUUCCUCGGAGCAUAGUUAUUGUCUGGAGACUUUACCUGGAGAAGGUGAUAAAAUGAUGACAUGGACAUGUGCAGAAUGUAGUCUAAGAGAUGCCAAGCCUAGACCCAUUCCAUCCAUUAAAAGUGCACGCAUUAGCCAAGCUGUGAAAACUAGGAUGAAUAGGAUCAAGAUGCGGAAGAAUACCAGUUUCCCUAGGGUAAAUUCACAGGCUAACAGGAAUGCAGAUAGGCUGGCUAAUGCGAAGCAGCCUACAGGUGAUUCUUCCCCAAAAAAGGUGAUAGAAAGGUUGCCCUCUGCUUCUGCCUCUUCUUUGCCUAGUGCUGGAAAUGGAGAGUCCAGAAAACCAAAGAGAAGGUUGGUCGUUUUAGAUGGAAACUCUGACGAGGAGUUUGAACCUAUUAAACGCUUCGAAGUCGAUCCUUGGCAUUUAGAUCCUUCUGUAGGUGCUCAUUCAUUGAACAUAUCACACAUGUCAUAUCCUGAAGACAACAAUUAUGUCCAUGCUCAACCAAUCAGUGAUCCAAUAUGGAGGGGAUGCUUGAGUAUUCAAAAUAACAAAAAUCCAACUGCUAUUGGAAUUCUUGCCCACUUAUCAAGUAAAGCUUGUAUAGAAGUAGGCGAUGCAGCAAAACAACUGCCAAUGCAUCUGAAUGCAGCAAUCUUUUCUAGGUCUGAUGCAUGGCCCCAAAAGUUUGAGAUAGAAUCUCCGACUGAUGAAAGUAUUGGUCUUUAUUUUUUUCCUGAAAGUGAAAGGGAUGAAAAGUUUUUUGACAACCUAAUGAAUCAUAUAAUCAACCAUGACCAAGCUAUCAAGGCGGUGGUAAACAAUAUGGAGCUAUUAGUCUUCUCUUCUCGUGAACUGCCUCCGGAACACUGGCGUAAGGACCUUUCUUAUUUGACAGUUUCAUCAUUGAAUAAUAAAUACUUGCUCUAGACGUAUAUUCCUACCCGGUCAUUAAGUUGAUAGAUUGAUGACAUAUUUAUUAAUAUUAAAUAAUUGACUAUGUGUUAAUUAUCUAAUGGUUAAGUGUUUUUACACUUAAUUACGUAUCACUUUCUAUAGGGCUGAGCAAGAGAUUCGGAGAUUCCGAACCGUAUCGAAAACAGAAUUGAAAGUAUCCAGAAUGGAAAAAUAUCCGUUGACUAUUUGACUCUCUCCGAAUAAACAAUACUGAAAUUUUCUUUUGGUACCAAAGAAUCAAAACUAAAAUCGAUUUAAAAGAUUUUAUUUAUUUAUUUACUUUUAUUAUAAGUAAGUCCAAAUCCUAAGCCCAGAUUUAGAACCAAAUAUAAAAGCCUUACCAGAUACAAAUCUAACAAUUGUCUAAAUCUAAAAUAAAAACACUAAGUUUGGGUAAAUAGCCAUGUUGGUAUCAAUACUUUGGCCUAUAUUUUCAAUUGGUAUCAAUGUAUUGAAAUUUUUUUCCUUAUGGUAUCAAAAUAUUAAUUUUUGUUAUAGAGGAUGAUAUCUGCUGGUAACCUGUUCAAUUAUUUAUGAAGAGCUCCACAUCAGCAUCCCAUUCAUUAUCCACAUCACU